This is a messenger RNA of Colletotrichum godetiae, 2023 nucleotides long. RefSeq names its product PCI domain-containing protein. The transcript is spliced from 3 exons. Gene Ontology annotation, biological process: protein deneddylation. The record is from RefSeq and is a predicted model, not a curated record. Bases 247 to 1725 code for a protein of 492 amino acids. NCBI's taxonomy places the organism in Eukaryota, Fungi, Ascomycota, Sordariomycetes, Glomerellales, Glomerellaceae. Gene Ontology annotation, cellular component: COP9 signalosome.
GCCAAUCGAUAAGCUCCCCCCGCCUCCAUUGUCCACCACGGGCAGACAGCUGCACCUACCUGGGACUGUCACGGUCGUCGUUAACCAGCCUUACCUUCCGGUUCGAUUUCCAACGACGAACAAAUCUACUGUACUUACAUUAUCCUUCAACACACCUUCCCUCACAGCUCCUUGCCAAUUCAUUCACCAAAGCGCACACCUUGCGACCACCUAUCCCGGUACCCGAUAGCUCUCACACUAGUCAAGAUGUCUGACGACGAGGACUUCAUGCAGGAGUCUGAUGAGGAGUACGACUUUGAGUACGAGGAAGACGAUGAUGAGGAUUCCGGAGACGUCGGCAUCGAGAACAAAUACUACAAUGCGAAGCAACUCAAGCUCACCGAUCCCGAGGAUGCAAUUGCUGAAUUCUUGGGCAUACCACCCUUAGAGGAGGAAAAGGGCGAAUGGGGUUUCAAAGGUUUGAAACAAGCCAUCAAACUUGAGUUUAAGCUGGGGCAGUAUGAAAAGGCGACGGAGCAUUAUGCCGAGCUGCUGACCUACGUCAAGUCGGCCGUGACGAGAAACUACUCCGAGAAGUCGAUCAAUAACAUGCUGGACUACAUUGAGAAGGGAUCAGACAGUCCCAAGGCCGUGGCGUGCGUCGAAAAGUUCUAUUCGCUCACACUCGAGAGCUUCCAGAGCACGAACAAUGAGAGACUAUGGCUGAAGACGAAUAUCAAGCUGGCCAAACUCCUCCUCGACCGCAAGGACUAUAACACAGUCAUCAAGAAGCUGCGGGACCUGCACAAGGCUUGUCAGAAAGAAGAUGGCAGUGACGAUCCCAGCAAGGGCACAUAUUCUAUGGAGAUAUACGCCCUCGAGAUCCAGAUGCACGCCGAGACCAAGAACAACAAGCAGCUGAAGAGACUUUACCAGCGCGCCCUCAAGGUCAGGUCCGCUGUCCCUCACCCCAAAAUCAUGGGAAUUAUUCGCGAAUGCGGUGGCAAGAUGCACAUGAGCGAGGAGAACUGGGCCGAAGCGCAAACAGACUUCUUCGAAUCCUUCCGCAACUACGAUGAGGCCGGCUCGCUCCAGCGGAUCCAGGUGCUCAAGUACCUCCUUCUCACAACCAUGCUGGUUAAGUCCACCAUCAACCCCUUUGACUCGCAGGAGACGAAGCCCUACAAGCAGGAUCCCCGAAUCACUGCCAUGACCGACUUGGUAGACGCAUACCAACGCGACGACGUUCACGCCUACGAGAAUGUCCUUCAGAAGAACCAAGACAUUCUUGCCGACCCUUUCAUCGCCGAGAAUAUUGACGAAGUGACGCGCAACAUGAGGACCAAGGGAGUCCUGAAGCUCAUCGCACCGUACACACGUAUGAAGCUGUCAUGGAUCGCGAAGCAACUGAAGAUCUCAGAGCCUGAGGUCCAGGACAUACUGGGCUUCCUCAUCGUUGACGGCAAGAUUCAGGGCAAGAUUGAUCAGCAAGCCGGCACCCUCGAGAUUCAAUCAGACGCGGACAGCGACCGCACCAAGGCUCUAUACGAGUUGACGCAAUCCGUCUCGACCUUGUACACCACCAUGUUCAAAGAGGGGGAAGGCUUCCGAUCAACCGAGUUCCCUACCGAUGAGCAGACAAUGGAGAUGAUGGGCGGCGGCAUGACCCCCAGAGGCGGCGGUCGUGGACAGCCGCGGGGUGUUGGACGGAAGGGCAAAGGCGUGAUGCCAUCAAUGUGGACAUGAUGAGCAUGAUCAUACGCGCGUAUCGGUUGAUUACAGCCGAUGAGAGACACAGUGGGCAAAGCCAACUACAGGCCAUUGUCCCAUGGCUGGUCGGCCAGCUACAUUACAGCCAGGACGGGGACGGAAGUGGCUUAGACGAUGAAGGGAGACGAUGCCAUGAUAGUCUUGGCAAGCACGGAGAAGGAGUAGAGGCGUUGUCAAAGUAGCUAAUCAGGCCAUGACAAGAUACCAAAGAACAUUCAAUCAACAUCAUUAGUCAAAAGAAGAUGGAAACGCUCUUCGUCAGACCUCAAGCAGC